Molecule: messenger RNA, 3528 nt
Organism: Urocitellus parryii (Arctic ground squirrel)
Lineage: Eukaryota; Metazoa; Chordata; Mammalia; Rodentia; Sciuridae
Source: RefSeq, a predicted model, not a curated record
GCCGCACGACGUCGUGCACCAUCAGGCCACGCCCAYGGGGGUAGCGUGCGGUGCGUGGUGGUGAAGUUAGGGCCAUGGCGCGGGUGGCCGCCCCCCCGGAGGUGAUCCGCGCAGCGCAGAAGGACGAGUACUACCGCGGCGGCCUGCGGAGCGCGGCGGGCGGCGCCCUGCACAGCCUGGCGGGAGCAAAGAAGUGGUUGGAGUGGAGAAAAGAGAUCGAGCUGCUCUCAGACAUAGCCUACUUUGGCCUCACCACACUUGCAGGCUACCAGACGCUUGGGGAGGAGUAUGUGGGCAUCAUCCAGGUGGACCCAUCCCAGCGGCAUGUGCCCUCCAGGCUCCGCCGUUGUAUGCUGGUCACACUUCAUGCAGUCCUGCCCUACCUGCUGGACAAGGCCCUGCUGCCCCUGGAGCAGGAGUUGCAGGCUGAAGGUGACAGCAUGCGGCCCUCACAGGGUAGCCUGGUGCCCAGUGGGCGUGGCCGGUCAGGGACACGACGAUGGGUUCGUCGCCACAUGGCUAUCCUGACCGAGCAACAGAGGAGGACUCUUCAGCGGGCCGCCUUCAUCCUUAGACAGGGCCUCGCCUGCCUCCAUCGCCUCCACAUAGCCUGGUUUUACAUCCACGGCAUCUUCUACCACCUGGCCAAGAGGCUCACAGGRAUCACUUAUCUACGGAUCCACCACCUGUCAGGAGAGGACCCACGGGCUCGCGCAAGCUACCGGCUGCUGGGGCUCGUCUCCCUGCUGCACCUGGCACUCUCCGUGGGGCUGCAGCUGUACGGCUUCAGGCAGAGGCGGCGAGCCAGGAAGGAGUGGAGGUUGCACCGCAAUCUGUCCCACCGCAGGAGCUCGCUGGAAGACAGAGCCGUUUCCCGCGCACCACUGUGCACCCUGUGCCUGGAGGAGCGCAGGCACGCGACAGCCACUCCCUGUGGCCACCUUUUCUGCUGGGAGUGCAUCACUGAGUGGUGCAGCACCAAGGCGCAGUGUCCCCUCUGCAGGGAGAAGUUCCCUCCCCAGAAACUGGUCUACCUGAGGCACUACCGCUGACUGUCACCAAACACCCUGGAAAGUGGAUGGAGGAACCUCAAGAAGCUUAUUCUCGAGAUUCACUUAGUUGCACAGAAAUCAGAACCCUUUGCACUGUGUUGCCACGUAAAGCUACGACUCCCGCCACCAGGCUAGAGGACAAAAAGCUGGUGCUGACGAGGGUGACCAGCCUGGCACUAUAAGGGCUGCUUUGGCAGGUGGCUGUGGCCCACCAAGGGAGGGGCCAAAGCCCCAGGUUUGGCUCAGCUUAGGGCUUCUUCAGAGGUCCCUCGUUUGGACAAGGUCUCAGGAUUCCCUCCCUUCCCCAGCCACAGAGUUGAGAACUAAUUUCAAAAGUUGUCCAGAAAGAAUUUUAUUCACUCUGUUGAGCAGAGGACUCUCAGGAGGCAGGAGCUGAGCAUCAAGUGGGGAGGGGGCAGUGUGCUCCAGCUGGGUGGUCACAGAGGCCCCCAGCACCCAGGCCAGGUAAGCCCAUCUAUAGGACUGGGUGUCAAGACCACACAGUAACCAAAGGUCAGUACCUCUGACUAAAUAUUUGGCACAUAUUUUUAAUUCAUGGUGUUUGCUUCCCAUUUUUGGCUUUAGCACAAAUGGGAAGGGGUCUCCCCAACUGCAGGGGCAGAGCCGGCUUCAGUGAAAUUUCCUGUUGUUUUCUUUACAUCUUAACUUGCUUCUGCUCUUAGGCUCCUCUGRGGAGCCUAGGUGAGCCAGUGCCCUCCCCCAAAGGCCCAGGUGGGCAAGCACGCUGCUUACCCAAGGUCAUGCUGUGGCAGCCCCCUCAGCUUGUCCCCAGCCUGCUUCCUGCCUCUAUUUGAUAUUUCCAGGUUUUCAAACUUAACUGGUGCCAGAGACAACUUGCAACGUUUAAGAAACUAAUUCCACAGAAAUGUUGGUCCAUGGAGAACAAAGGAUUAACCUGGAAGAAUCUCAUAAAAUGUGUGGAGCUGCCCCCGGCAGGACCUCUGGGUUGUGUGGAAUGUGGGGCUGAGGCCAGCCAGCAACAUGGCUUUGCUGUGCAGCUGUUCCUAGUGAGCAGGGCCAGCGAACAGCAACAGGCAACUGCCCGCCCUAGGCUGGGAGGAGCACUGGGGAUGGCUCCAGGGCUGCUGGCAGCAGAAGGCUCCACAGCCCCUGCAGGGGGCCUGGAGCACAGCUCUGCACAACCAUGCCCAGCCCUGGACAGAUGCACAUGAGUUCCCAUCACAGGCUCGAGUGUGACAGUCCCAGGUGCAUGCCUGUCAUGCCAGCCACCAGGGAGGCUGAGGCAAGAGGAAAGUCUGAUGUCAGCUUUGGCAACUAAGACUGUGUGGCAGAGAGAAAAAAAUUUACAGGGAUCUUGGAGGGUGUGGCUCAGGUACAUCACUUGCUUAACAGGCUCAAGGCCCUGGAUUCAAUCCCCAGAACCACACACACACACACAAAAAGUGAACUUUCAGGUACACAGAAGGACUUACAGAUGAUCUCUCACAGGAGCUCAACUUGAGAUCAGAAGUCAACAAAAGACCGUCCAGACCAUUGGCUCAGUGUCUGAAACCCUGUGUGUGCAUGGGAAGCCCUGGUGCCAAGGCACCAGAGGGCCAGAGCACUUGUGCCUCCUGGAGGGGUGUCUCUUGGCUACCGUCAAAGACUGUUCCCCUCCCGGGACGGCUGAGAGCAAGCUGGGCCGUGGUGCAACGACUAGUGCUUUAGGUAUAGACUAUGCAAGCAAAGGACACUGUCUUUUAAUAAAACUGGAAUUAAAAAGUCACUUAGUAAAGUGUUUAAGAGUAUUUUUUUUAUCAUAUUAAAAAAGUUGACAUGCGGUAGGUUCUAUUUCCCUUGUAGAAAAUGAAAAGCUGUUAUGUUAAACUCACAAACCUGGCCUGCUCUGACCAGUUUUGGUGUUUCCUUACAGGGGCUGAAAACAUUUAUUAGUCAAAAGCAAAACAAACUCUUCAUACGUAUCAAAGAAAUGUGUCAAAAUAAUCUCAAACAAUUAAAAUAUAAUAUGUUUAUAAUUUCAGGCCCUCAGAAGCAAUCAUGGUAGUUAAGAACAGAGUUUUGAGUCAUCGCGAUAGAGGCCAGCUUGAAAACACCUCCAGUGAGGUGAGGUUUGGAAACUGGCAUGAGAACCCCAGAGUUACUUGAAAUCAACCACCUGUGCAGCAUUACGUUCUCUGGCACGCAGGAAUCGGAUUGGCAUGGUCCCUCCGGCCUCACCGUGGCUGGGAAACAGCCCCACGCAGAGCAGCCAGCUCCUCUUGUAGCCUCGCUCCUGUCCUCCCUCCCACCCCUUGCUCCUGCGGCUGCUGCCCGCCUGGCCUCUUGAGCCUGCGGUUAAUACAAUGCCGUCCUUUGAAACAUGUGGACACCACUGAAAUAGAAAUCAAUGCAAUCUGGUUUAAAUGCCAGUUUCUUCAAGAACCUGUAUUUCAGUUACAAAUCAUUGAGGCUCCUUUUUAAAAAGAAAAUUCAAAUCCCUUGUAAUCAACUACUU